Rotaria sp. Silwood1 is the source of this 699-nucleotide messenger RNA. The record is from the annotation of a GenBank genome assembly. NCBI's taxonomy places the organism in Eukaryota, Metazoa, Rotifera, Eurotatoria, Philodinida, Philodinidae.
AUGUCUACAGAUAUAUCUGUUGAUAACAAUUCAAGGACUCAAUCAGAAAAUAAUGCUAGUAGACAAGUACUAUCUUGUACCAAAGUUUUCUUCAAACGACUGAUUGCACGUACACCAAUGGAAAUAUUACAAGCUGAAAUUGAUACACGAAAUGAAUUGAGACGUGAUCUUAAUUGGAUUCAAUUACUUGCUAUAGGACUUGGUGCUACUAUUGGUGCUGGUAUAUUUGUAUUAAGUGGACAGGCUGCUGCAAAGUAUUCUGGUCCAUCAGUGAUCAUUGCAUUUGUGAUAUCAGGUCUUAUUGCUUUAUUGGCAUCUUUAUCAUAUUCAGAAUUAGGAAUAAUGAUGCCUAGUUCUGGAUCAGUUUACACGUAUACUUAUGCAGGUGAGUUACAGAUUAUAUGCCUAUCUUGCUUUCAUGGACACUUUUUUUUGUUGUUUUAGCCUUGGGAGGUAUGUAAUCAAAAGUAUCGUUAAAAAGGAUUCGUUUUUUUUUGUCUUAUUCAUUAUAGAAUAUUUGGCAUGGUUUAUUGGAUGGAAUUCUGCGCAACUUUAUUUAUUUGCCGUUUUGACAGUGACAGUUGCUUGGAGCAAGCAUGUUGUCCUAUUUGUUGAUAUUGUGUCCAAUUACAAUGUAACAAGCAUGAUUGCCCAAGCACCAGUGGCUUGGGACGAAGAGAAAGAACGCUUUGUUGUCAC